AUGUCCGACUCAGAGAGCCUCGACUAUCUCCAGCCGGGCUUCGAUGCGAAGACCCUUACGGUCCCCCGGCUACGAUCGAUUUUAGUUGCCCACAAUGUUUCAUAUACAUCGAGCGCAAAAAAGGCACAAUUGAUCGAAAUUUUUAAUGAUCAGAUCGUACCCCAGUCAAAGAAAAUUCUAGCUGCACGUGCACGAGCAAAGCGCUCAAGCAAAGGCAUUGUCGAUGCAGAAUCACAAAGCAGCAGCAAUCCCUUUGAAGAGCAGGAAGAACUUGCACCACCUCCACGUACUACUCGUCGAUCAAGGUCGCCUAGGAAAGCACCUACUAGAAUCAAGACAGAAGAACCGGAAGAUCAACCAAUGCCGCCGCCAACCCCAAGUCCUACUAAACGAAAGCCCCGGGCUACAAGCCGCCCGGUUCAGGCUUCGGAUACGGAUACCGGUCCGGAGCAUGACAAUGGCAGAACGCUCAGUAGAGUCGGACGGCCCGUUCUUGCGCCUCGAAUUAAGACUGAGGAAUCUAAUGAAGGCUUUUUCCGACGUACUUCGGAUGUUUUCACCAAUGACAACCCGUUCCAAAGUGGUAGUUCCCCACCAGCUGUGGAUAACACCCCGAGCGUACGUCGAAGAACAGCCGGGCCUGAUAAACCGCGAAGCCUUAGUAGGGGCGCGCGAAGGCGAACAGAUGGCCACACUGUUCCUAAAGAAGAGUCACCUGGCUUGCCUAUGAGUUUCAAUCCUCCAUUACCUCAGCAGAAAACAUAUCUAAAGGCCCCGGAGACGCCUGUUGUCGAGGCCGGGGAAGAGUUUACCCCAGAAGAGCAACUCGAUCUUAUCUCAGACGAAGCCGUAAAUGGGCGCGACGCUGUUGUUACUCGGCAAUCCCGACGCCGACCAAAUAAGACUGGAGGUGGUACAAUCUUUUCUAUAUUCUUUGUGACACUCUUAAGUGUCUACGCUGGGUGGUAUCGACAGGAAAAGAUUGCAGUCGGUUACUGCGGCGUUGGUCAAGUUGGAAGCUCGAUUCCUAAUGAGAUCGAAACACCUGAAUGGGCGCAGUCGGUACUACCACCUCAAAUUACGGUCCCGCAGUCUGUCAUAGACACCCUAGAGCCCGAGUGUGAACCAUGUCCCUCUCAUGCUUAUUGCUAUGCCGACUUUUCUGUACGGUGUGAACAGGAUUACCUCCUCAAGCCUCACCCUCUAUCACUAGGCGGUGUGGUCCCUCUUCCUCCAACCUGUGAGCCUGACGGUGUCAAGGUCCGACGGGUACAGGCGGUGGCAGAUAAGGCGAUCGAAGAGCUUCGCGAACGAACUGCUAAGUACGAAUGCGGUGAACCCGUCGAUGAAGAAGGUACAAGGCUCGAGACACCGGCGAUUGAGGAGCAGGAGCUAAAGGAGAUUAUCAAUAGCAAGAGAAGCAAGAAGAUGAACAAUCAAGAAUUUGAGGAUCUCUGGGGAUCUGCGCUUGGCGAGAUUAAAGCUAGAGAAGAAGUAGAGAUUGAAGUCAAGGAUCCCUCCGGCCACCUUAGAAUAUCCGAUUCCGGAAGCGUUCCAAACACCUACUACACGUCCACCUCUCUCGCUCGAAUUUCAAUCACCUGCGCCGUCCGCAGAUCAAUCCGACUCGGGUUGGCAAGAUAUCGAUUCCAUAUUAGCGUCGUGAUUGCUCUGAUCGUGACAGCGAUUUAUGCACAGUCUCGAUACAAGGCUAACCGUGCGGCGGCUGCUCAGGUGCCGGCCCUGGUUGACCUAGUGCUUGAGAGGUUAGCGAACCAGAAGCAGCUAGGGGAUGAGGAUAUCGAUGAUCCGUGGCUCUUCCUUCCGAACCUCCGUGACGACGUCCUGAGAUCGGUCCAUUCGCUCUCACGACGCGAGAAGAUCUGGCGGAGAGUUAAGGCAGUUGUCGAGCAGAACAGCAAUGUUCGGACUAGCCAGCGGGAAGGACGCAGCGGCGAGGUCGGCAGGGCAUGGGAGUGGAUUGGCCCGAUGGCUGGAGACCAUAGCGCUAGGCGACGGAAGAGCGGACGUACAUCAUUCGGACCGGAUGCGGGUGUGGAUUCACCGAGUAACGGAGCAGGGGAUAAUGCGACCCACGCACGACACCAGAAGUGGGAGGAACCAAGACCAAUCUAUUAA
Molecule: messenger RNA, 2139 nt
Organism: Daldinia childiae
Lineage: Eukaryota; Fungi; Ascomycota; Sordariomycetes; Xylariales; Hypoxylaceae
Product: Inner nuclear membrane protein SRC1
Exons: 2
Coding region: 1-2139 (712 amino acids)
Cellular component (GO): nuclear inner membrane
Molecular function (GO): chromatin binding
Source: RefSeq, a predicted model, not a curated record